UGUUCUCUUAACAAUUGCCUUGAUGACUGAGAUUAGGAGAAUUAAAAAUGAAAAAAAAAAGUUAACAGGUGGAGGUCAAUUCUGGUGGAUGAAUCAUUCUGUACUUUCUGUGAGAGAGUGCGGUGAAGAGAUGCAGUCUCCUAGAAUACCUGGCAGAAAAAGAGGGAGACCUCCUCUUCAUUCCAACAUUCUGAAAAUGACUGUCCAUAACUCAUAUUCGGGAGCAGCUGGCUCCAUCCCUACUGUAAAAAUUCCAAAGAAGAGAGGCAGAAAGCCUGGCUUUAAGUAUAUAAGGGCUCCCGCACCACUGUUCACCUUACCCGAUGAAGGGUCCAUAGCCAACUCGAAACGUUGUUACUCUCUGCAUGCCCUCACAAUAAAUCUUCAAGCAUUGCAUCUUCAGAGUCUGAAAUCUCGCGUUGUAAUGACACCAUUAGCAAUUUCGCCUCCUCGCAGCACUCCAGAACCAGACAUCAGUUCUAUUCCUCAGGAUGCCGCAACUGUGCCCAAUUCCGCUGUUCCACAGGCACUUACAGUUUGUAUUUAUGUGAACAAACAAGGUAACACUGGACCCUAUCUUGACAGAAAAAAGGUCCAGCAGCUCCCCGACCACUUUGGACCAGAGCGUCCUUCCAUGGUGCUACAACAGGCAGUUCAAGCCUGCAUCGACUGCGCUCAUCAGCAGAAGAGCGUGUUCUCCCUAGUGAAACAGGGUUAUGGAGGAGAAAUGGUUUCAGUGUCUGCUUCAUUUGAGGGAAAACAGCAUCUUCUCAGCCUUCCUGUAGUGAACAGCAUAGGAUACGUUCUGCGGUUCCUGAAGAAGCUGUGCCGCAGCCUCAUCUGUGACAAUCUGUUCAGCAAUCAGCCGUUUGUACAGUAUAGCACCACGGCAGACAAUCCCAAGGAAUAUGAUACUGGAAGGAUGGAGUCAGCAGAAACUGUAAUUCCAGAAGAUUACUUGGUCGAUCCUGUGAAUACAAAACGAUACAGCGUUGAUCCUUCUGAUUCUGCCUACAACUACAUGGGUUCUCUUUACCCUGCCAGACAGAAUAAUGGAGAAGGACGGCUUGGAGGUGGAAGUGGUGGAAGCUCCUCUUCUUCAUGCAACCAUAGAUCCAGUCAGAUGUCUUCAGGAGUUCAGUCCUCAGCAGGAUUAAGGCGCCAAACAUCAAGUCCCACAAGAAAUGGAAGUUACCUUGAGGGUAACAGAAGUGCCUCAAGUCCUUCUCCUGAAAACCAGGAGGCAGUCAGACCAUCUAGCAAGGAUCCAUCCAGUUGGACGGUAGAAGAUGUUGUCUGGUUUGUGAAGGAUGCUGAUCCACAGGCAUUGGGCCCACAUGUUGACCUUUUUAGAAAGCAUGAGAUUGAUGGCAAUGCCUUGCUUCUUCUGAAGAGUGAUAUGGUUAUGAAGUAUUUGGGACUGAAACUGGGACCUGCCCUUAAACUCUGCUACCACAUCGAUAAGCUGAAACAAGCAAAGUUCUGAUCAACAGCAUUAAUUCUAACGCGUUGCCUUAUGAAAAGGCCAUUCUGACACCUUUUUAUUAUUCAUAGGCUUGUGUUAUAAAAAAGUUGCAUCAUUUUCAUAUUGGAUUAUCUUUCUUAGUUGUCCAUUCACACGUCCGCAAAAUGGGUCCGCAUCUGUUCCGCAAAAAGUGCGGACCCAUUCAUUUUCAAUGGGGCCGGAAUGUGCUGUCCGCAUCCGCACUUCCGGAUCUGC
Molecule: messenger RNA, 1720 nt
Organism: Bufo gargarizans (Asiatic toad)
Lineage: Eukaryota; Metazoa; Chordata; Amphibia; Anura; Bufonidae
Gene: SCML4
Product: Scm polycomb group protein like 4
Exons: 9
Coding region: 23-1486 (487 amino acids)
Molecular function (GO): protein binding
Source: RefSeq, a predicted model, not a curated record